This is a messenger RNA of Amoebophrya sp. A120, 1623 nucleotides long. Lineage: Eukaryota; Dinophyceae; Syndiniales; Amoebophryaceae. The record is from the annotation of a GenBank genome assembly.
AUGACUAUCGACGCGACCGCCUUCCUCAAUCGCCUUGCAGGACCCACCUGGGAGGAGGUCCAGGAGUGCCUUUUGAGCGAGAACACGUCCUAUGGUAUUCAGGUUCUGUACCGCUGCAUGUUUGCGGUCCGAAGCAAGGCUCCCUCCCAGAAGCACGGCAUCGAUAUUCUCCGGCAGGCCUUGAAUCACGACGAUUCGUCGAGGGCGACCGUAAUACCAAGCAGAAAGCGAAGUAGUGAAGAGGCAAACCAGGAACAGGAAGGCAGCGAAAUAGAAGUUGGGCCGACAAAGCAGCAGAAGAUAAUUUCUUCCGAGCAGAAUCAGAAAGCCGCCAGGCCAGACAAGCAGUCGAUUCUGUUCCGGCACGAGUGUUGCUACUUGCUCGGCCAAUUUGGGGCCGAUGUGGAGGAAUUCGAGCUGAAGCAGCAGGCGUUUGAGUCACUGCUGCAGGUCUUGGACGAUGCGACUGAGGAUGAGGUCACUCGGCACGAGGCCGCGGAAGGAAUUGCGGCGAUUUUCAACAAUAACCUGCGAGACGAGGAUGAGGAAAGGAUUCGGGACUAUUUCCACAAGAUUUACACGCAGCGCACGAGAAUACAUGGUGCGGCUCUGACGUCGGCACUGCUUGGAGAUGAUGAAGAACUAGAACGCCAAGAAGACCACGAAGAGCUGGACUCGCACUUGACUUUUGCGCCGGAAAGGAACGAGUUCGCAGACGCACCAAGCCCUUCUUCUAACACCUACGAAGCAACUGCGGACACGGACGAGGAGCUCGAAGAUGAAGUCUCACCUCCCAUAGAAGCAGAAACACCCAUCAUUGAUGCGGUGAAAGAGAAAACAUUAUUUGUCAGCGACAGCACCAAAAGUGCGAAGACACUGAUGUUUCGGCGACGAAAUGACACCUUGAUCAAACUUCUCGAGCAGUACGUUUUGCCUAGUGAAGGAGGAGCCUCGGAAAUAGAGAGCCGAAUGUCCUCGUCUGGUUCCACUACAAUGUCUCCGACCAGCCAACGGCCUUUGACCGCUCUGAGCCAAACCUGCUAUUUGGCCGUGGAGGGCUUGCGGCGCGAAACCGCCCGCGUCUGCGCUUGCCAGUUUGCCAGUUACGACCCGGCGCUCGGCGAAGCGAAUGCGACCAAACAAGACAUUCCGCGAUUACUGGCAACGCUUUCCGACCCCAAGGUCGAACUGUUUCAGCGCUACAUUGCGAUGUUCACACUGCGGAAUUUGAACGCUGUGCAGCCGCUGGGCGAGGCGCUCUUGUCUGACCGGUCCAGUCCGGUGCUGCGGCACGAGAUCGCGUUCAUCCUGGGCCAAAUCGAGUCCGAGGAGGCCGUCCACUUUUUGGCGGAAAACCUAAAUUUGCCGCACAACGCGGAACACGGCAUGGUGCGACACGAGUCCGCUAUCGCGCUCGGCAGCAUCGGCGGGGAGAGCGCGAAGGAGUGGCUCCGCCGUUUCUGUCACGACCCGGACGUGCUCGUGGCGGAGAGCUGUUUGGUUGCGCUAGACACAAUCCACUACUGGGAAAUGUGGGAACGAGAAGAGGAACGCAUACUCAACCAAAGAUGAAAAUUUGACAAAGCAGAGCGACCGCGUUUUCAGCGACCUUUUCAAGAAUAC